AUGUAUGAGAUUAACAUAGGAUUGAUGGUGCCACAUGGAACUGAUUUAAAACCUUUAAGAGGGAAAACACUCCCAUUAUUAGACCCAGAAGUAGCAGCACCUGAUCUGCUGAAAGAAGCCAUGCAGAAAAUGACGACAUUUAAUAAGGACAUGGAUGAAGGACCAUACGUCCUUUUGUGUCCUGACUGCUCAGAGGUGGUCCAUGUGCCUGGGACAGAAAGGAAAUUCAAACUGACUGAAUAUAAAAAGGAAAUUGGUAAGGCAUAUUCCAGGAUCACUUUUUUCCUUUGCCUAGAAACACACUUUAAAGGAGGUUUUGGAUGAUACCCAGAUUCUGAUUCCUCAGAUUCUGAAAUUGUGAUCACAUCCAGGAGCAUAGCUCAGUUCAAUCGGGCUGACACUGUGGUGUUUGAACCACAAAACCAAAGUACACCCAAACGCAAACCUGAAGAUGAAGGCGAGGAGAUGAACAUUACACUACCUGACAUUAUUGCCAACCUAUCACAUCCCAUUGAUCAUGAAAGAGUCAGCAGGUUCAACAUCUCAAGGGCUAAUGUUUGGGAUGGAGCAGUCAGAGGUUUCAAGCGCACAACAUACUCUGAAACCUGUGAUAUGCUGGUCAAAUUUACUGAUGAUGCUGGUGUAUUAGAAGAAGGAAUUUACAGAGGUGGUCCAAGGCGAGAGUUUUUAACUCUGCUAAUGAAACAUCUGAAAGACCGGCCCAUUUUUGAUGGACCAAAAGGAUUCACAGCUGUUAGGGAGGAUGAGUACUACCUGGCAGGAAAGAUGAUUGCGGUGUCAGUUGUACAUGGAGGUCCAGGACCCCAUUUCCUGUCAGAAGAUCUUGUACAUUAUCUUGGUGGCCGGCCUUCAUUUGAAGCAACAGUUAAUUCAAUAUCUGAUGAAGAAAUAGGGAAAGCUUUGCAAGAGAUUGAGAAUGCUGCUUCAGUUGAUGUUGUGCGAGAAUGUACCAUGAGACACAGCACAAUGUUACAGACAGCAGGUUGUCUGAGACAUGUAGCUACUGUUGAAGCAAAGAAAGAAAUUGUGUCUGACUAUCUCCACUGGUAUAUUAUUGACCGCGACUCAUCUGUAAUUGACAGAUUCAAAGAUGGUCUUUCAGCCCUUCAGUUUCUCACUGCACUACAGCAACACCCUGCUUUGCUGUCCCCUGUCCUGACCCACUCAGGAAAAGGGCUAACUACUCUUGAACUUGAGAGACUCUUCAAACCUGACCUCAGUCCACCAGGGAGUAACAGGAGACUUAAAGAAAGUGAAACUUUGGGCUACUGGGCGGAUUACCUCCUUGACUGUGAAGGUUUGUAA
Messenger RNA from Mugil cephalus (flathead mullet), 1326 nucleotides. RefSeq names its product G2/M phase-specific E3 ubiquitin-protein ligase-like. The record is from RefSeq and is a predicted model, not a curated record. Gene Ontology annotation, molecular function: ubiquitin-protein transferase activity. Gene Ontology annotation, cellular component: nucleus. NCBI's taxonomy places the organism in Eukaryota, Metazoa, Chordata, Actinopteri, Mugiliformes, Mugilidae.